Messenger RNA from Colletotrichum paranaense, 3951 nucleotides. RefSeq names its product ATPase. Gene Ontology annotation, cellular component: membrane. Gene Ontology annotation, molecular function: ATP binding; ATP hydrolysis activity; P-type ion transporter activity. The coding region runs from base 1 to 3951 and encodes 1316 amino acids. The record is from RefSeq and is a predicted model, not a curated record. Gene Ontology annotation, biological process: intracellular calcium ion homeostasis; transmembrane transport. The transcript has 16 exons. NCBI's taxonomy places the organism in Eukaryota, Fungi, Ascomycota, Sordariomycetes, Glomerellales, Glomerellaceae.
AUGCCUGCGCCAGGAGAGAAUGGGCAUCAUCGUGCCUCCUCUACAUCGAGGAAUGGCCAUGCGCCGCUCUACCGGCUCGACUCGAAUCAAAGCUCAACGAGCAUCUUCGAGGAGGUGGAGAUGGCUCAUGACGAACUUUUCUCUGGUCCUAUGGCCGAAAGCCUUCCUACCAGCGUUUCAGCCUUCUCCCAUCGACGGCCUCGUGCUGACUCGACGACGAGUUUUGCAUACUAUCACGAUGAACCCGAAGCCUCUCCUACUUCGUUCGAAGAUGAACGCCAAAGCCUGUCAGAUGUGGGAGACUUUGCGUUUGGUGACGAGGAGGAAAGCUACGCUGAUUACGAAAACGGCGAAACCAUCGAUGAUUACAUGUCCCAACGCAGGCGAUCGUCAACGCACUCAAGAUCGUCUGUUCACGCCCGCCUAUUGCGCCAGGACAGUGGCAUGACCAACAAGAGCCUUGGUGGAGAUCGUUUAAGCCAGAAGGUCUACAUGGUGAAUGAGGACCUUACCAUUGCCAUUGCUGGCUUUCGGACAAGUCGACUUGGCUUCACUGCUUAUGUCGCACUUUGCCUAUGCACUGCUGGUGUUGCUUGGCUACUACUCAGAUGGUUUCCUAGAUGGCAUGUAAAACUUUUGGGUCUGCCGUCUCCACUGGCCGAGUGUGACUGGGUUGUUGUCGAGAAUCAAUGGGGAGAAUUUGCCCUGAUGGACGUAGACAAAAAGCUGUACGGUAGACCUAUGUCUACCAUCUUUGGCCACACUGGAAAGAGCUACGGGGUAGAUGAUGAUUACGACCCAAUCAUCACCGAAUUACGCAUGCUCAACUAUCGUUAUGUUCGCUUGUACUUCAACCAGCAAAAGGACAAGUUUGUCAUAUUCAACGGCUGGGUUGACCCGAAUUGGACCGAUCCUCGCGCCGUGCGUGCUGGCAUAGACAGUGAUGAGAAGGGACUGCGAGCAGUUGUUUUUGGGAAUAACCUAAUUGAUAUUGAGCAAAAAUCAACGCCGCAGUUGCUCGUAGAUGAGGUUUUCCAUCCUUUCUACGUCUUUCAGAUUGCUAGCCUGAUUCUGUGGUCUCUUGACGAAUAUUAUUACUACGCCGUGGCUAUCUUCCUAAUGUCGUUUGGAAGUAUUGCCACCACCCUCAUUGAAACCAAAGCGACGAUGAAACGACUCCGCGAGAUUUCUCGCUUCGAGUGCGACGUGCGUGUACUUCGAAAUGGUUUCUGGCGAUUUGUAUCCUCGAGUGAGCUCGUGCCUGGUGACGUUUACGAGGUCAGCGACCCAAAUCUGACUCAAUUUCCGAGCGACGGCUUGCUUUUGAGCGGAGACUGCAUCGUUAACGAGAGCAUGCUGACAGGUGAAUCGGUCCCUGUGUCUAAAACACCGGCCACCGAUGAGACGAUGUAUAGUCUCGAUUUGGCUGCACCGACCGUGUCGCCAGAGAUUGGCAAACACUUCCUCUUCUGUGGUACCAAGAUCAUUCGCGCCCGGCGACCGCAGGAAGAGCGUGAUGGUGACGCUGUCGCCCUCGCACUCGUGGUCAGAACGGGAUUCAGCACCACGAAGGGAUCCCUUGUACGAUCCAUGCUCUUCCCCAAACCAUCCGGCUUCAAAUUCUACAGAGACUCUUUCCGGUACAUCAGUGUCAUGGCUAUCGUAGCCAUGCUUGGUUUCAUCGCCUCUCUCUUCAAUUUCCUGCGGCUGCACCUUGCCUGGCACCUCAUCAUCGUCCGUGCUCUCGAUCUUAUCACAAUCGUGGUGCCGCCAGCGCUACCCGCGACGCUCACCAUUGGGACCAACUUCGCGCUGAGCCGACUGAAGAAGAAACAAAUCUUUUGCAUCAGUCCACAGCGGGUCAACGUAGGUGGUAAGAUUGACAUCAUGUGCUUUGACAAGACCGGCACCCUAACAGAGGACGGAUUGGACAUACUCGGUGUUCGGGUUGCAUCAACAGUAACAGGCAGGUUCACGGAGGUGCUUACCGAUCCAUCGUCGUUCGUACAGGCGCAGGCCGGCGUUCCAGCCCAGAUGUCAAAAUUGAGGGCAGCCUUGUACACCAUGGCAACUUGCCACUCGUUGAGGUCUGUGGACGACGAGCUGAUGGGUGAUCCACUUGACCUCAAAAUGUUUGAGUUUACAAGGUGGUCUUUCGAAGAAGGCAAACAAAGUCCCAACGAGGCAGACGACCAAGACCAGGGCAGCCUUUCGCCGUCAGUCGCCCGACCUCCAGCUGAGCAUGAUGCUCUUCUGCGAGGCGCCACUCAACAAGGAGAUCAAUCGCAAUUGCUUGAGUUGGGGGUACUAAGGUCCUUCGAAUUCGUUUCGCAGCUCCGUAGAGCAAGCGUCAUAGUUCGACAGUUUGGACAGCAAAGUGGGGACAUAUAUGUCAAAGGCGCUCCUGAAUGCAUGCGGGAAAUAUGUCGCGAAGACAGCUUCCCAGUCGACUAUGAUGAUCAGCUUGCCUACUAUACACACAAGGGUUAUCGCGUCAUUGGCUGCGCAGCUCGCCAUAUUCCAAAACUCAGCUGGGUCAAAGCCCAGAAAAUGAAGCGACACGAGGCCGAGUCUCAACUGGAAUUCACUGGUUUCAUUAUUUUCGAAAACAAGCUCAAGCCGACCACAGCGCCUGUACUGACUGAGCUACUGGAAUCGAACAUCAGUACGACGAUGGUGACAGGUGACAACAUCUUGACUGCCAUCAGUGUUGCUCGUGAAUGCAACUUGAUCAACAAGACUGCGCACUGCUUCGUUCCGAGAUUCAUAGAAGGCAAGUGGCGACAAGUGAGGUAUCUGAUUGAGUCUAACACUAACUUUGUUGCACAGCCACUACCACCUCCGGCUGACGUCGACGCAUCAUUGGCAUACAACAUCAAUGACAUCCGCAAUUACUCUCUAGCAGUCAGCGGCGAGAUUUUUCGCUGGAUUGUGGACUUCGCGCCUCCGUUGGUGUUGCAGAGAAUGCUGGUCCGUGGUCGAGUUUUCGCGCGCAUGUCUCCAGAUGAGAAGCACGAACUGGUUGAGAAAUUGCAAGCGAUCGGGUACUGCUGUGGCUUUUGUGGUGACGGUGCGAAUGAUUGCGGCGCUCUCAAGGCUGCAGAUGUCGGCAUCUCCCUCUCAGAGGCGGAAGCUUCUGUUGCAGCUCCGUUCACGUCACGCGUCUUCGACAUCGGUUGCGUUCCCCAGGUUAUCCGCGAGGGUCGUGCUGCACUUGUGACGAGUUUCAGUUGCUUCAAGUACAUGAGUUUGUACUCGGCCAUCCAGUUCACGUCCGUCAGCUUUCUUUAUGCUACAGCUUCUAAUCUCGGUGACUUUCAAUUCCUGUUCAUUGAUCUACUGUUGAUUCUUCCUAUUGCCAUUUUCAUGAGCUGGGCUGGGCCAUACCCUGUUCUGUCACGAAAGCGACCAACUGCAGACCUCGUCUCUCGCAAGGUGCUCAUACCGUUACUGGGCCAGAUGGUCAUUUGUAUACUCGUGCAAACUGCUGUAUAUGUCGCCGUGCGAAAGCAGUCAUGGUACGUACCCCCACGUGUCAACCAUGACAAGUCGAAUAUCAAGAACUCGGAAAACACGGUUCUAUUUCUGGUGUCCUGUUUCGAGUACAUCUUGGCGGGUGUGGUCCUCAACGCGGGCCCUCCUUUCAGAGAAAAGGCGAUGACGAACUGGCCAUUCAUGACAACCAUCGUGGCAACCCUAUCAAUCACAAUAUGGAUGAUCAUUGGCCCGGGGCAUUCAGUAAGGCACCUGAUGCAACUUACCAAGACAAGCUGGGACUUUGAGCUCUUCAUGAUUCUACUCGGGGGCGUUUACUUGGUCGCGGCAUGGAUAUCAGAAAAGUACCUCUUCCAAAAGCUGGCUCGGGCUGUGGGACGUUUCAAAGAAAACUUCCUGAAGAAGCCGAAGCAAAGAAAGGAGUAUAAAAUCAUUUUGGAGCACAUGGAGUUGUAG